AUGGAAAGCCACAAUGAUGCGGUGAAAAUCAUUGCUGCUCAAGUCCGAGCGUUCAACGCACGAAAGGAACCGUUCCGCAUUUAUCAUGGGUCCACGAACUGCACCCGUACGUCUCGGCGUCAGCGAGAUCAGAUGGUUGACAUCAGCAGCCUGAACCAUGUCCUCCAAGUCGACACCCAGGCCAACUUUGCUCUGGUGGAACCCAAUGUACCUAUGGAUGUGCUGAUAGAAGCAACGCUCCGUCAUGGCCUAGUGCCGCCAGUGGUCAUGGAGUUCCCCGGUAUAACAGCUGGUGGCGGUUUUGCUGGUACCGCUGGUGAAAGCAGCUCCUUCCGAUAUGGCUUCUUCGAUAGGAUCGUUAGCUGGAUCGAGAUUGUACUCGCAACCGGUGAGGUGGAGACUGCCUCCACUGUCCUGAGAUCGGAUCUUCUCUAUGGCGCUGCAGCCGCUUUUGGUACUUUGGGGAUAACAACCCUGCUCAAGAUUGAACUGAAAGAGGCGAAGACAUACGUGGAGCUCAGCUAUUUCCCAGUCAACAGCAUAUCUGAAGCAUUGGAGAAAUUCAAACAGAUCGCCAGGGACCCCGCGAUAGACUAUGUGGACGGGAUCCUCUUCGCCUCCAAUGCCGGUGUAGUAUGCUCAGGGCGGUUGACCAGCGAAGCAUGCGGUAACGUCCAAGGUUUCGCCCGUCCAAGUGAUCCAUGGUUCUAUCUCCAUGCUCAAAAGCUCGUCGAACGGUCAUCCAACCCGACCGUAGAAUCGAUUCCUUUGGUCGACUAUCUCUUCCGUUACGACCGUGGCGCGUUUUGGAUGGGAUUCUACACCUUCAAGUAUUUUCUCGUCCCAUUCAAUCGCAUCGGACGCUGGGUUCUGGAUCAUUUCAUGCACACCCGAGUAAUGUAUCAUGCGCUUCACAAGAGCGGCCUCUCAACAAAGUAUAUAAUUCAAGACGUUGUCGUACCGUAUGCGACUGCCAACGAUUUCCACAAGUACGUCGAUGAGACUUUAGGCUUUUACCCGCUCUGGCUUUGCCCUAUCCAUCAGAGGGGACAGUCACAACAGGCUCCACAAGGACCGCUUGCCGAAAAGCCUAAGCCUAAUGACCCAGAGAUGCUCCUCAAUUUUGGCGUUUGGGGCCCCGGGCCCAGCAAUCGGCGCGCCUUCGUCGAGACCAAUAGGAAAUUGGAACACAAAAUCCAAGAACUCGAGGGUAGAAAGUGGCUUUAUGCCCACACAUAUAAUACAGAAGAAGAAUUUUGGGAAAUGUAUGAUCGCAAAAGCUAUGAUGCUCUACGGGCCAAGUAUCAAGCCGCUUACUUACCAAAUAUAUAUGAGAAAGUCAAGGUUGAUGUUGAAGGAGAGGAGAAGGCGAUGAGGGACUCUUGGAUAGUCUACCUGCUAGCUAUUUUCUGGAGUAUCUGGCCACUGGGUGGGCUGUAUGGUCUUUACAACGCAACCUUUGGUGGAGAUUAUCUGCUGACUCGUGAUGUCUGGUGGAAUGGGGUCCAGCAACUGAAAAGAUAA
Molecule: messenger RNA, 1524 nt
Organism: Letharia columbiana
Lineage: Eukaryota; Fungi; Ascomycota; Lecanoromycetes; Lecanorales; Parmeliaceae
Exons: 1
Coding region: 1-1524 (507 amino acids)
Biological process (GO): steroid metabolic process
Cellular component (GO): membrane; cytoplasm
Molecular function (GO): FAD binding; Delta24(24-1) sterol reductase activity
Source: RefSeq, a predicted model, not a curated record